Molecule: messenger RNA, 3185 nt
Organism: Meleagris gallopavo (turkey)
Lineage: Eukaryota; Metazoa; Chordata; Aves; Galliformes; Phasianidae
Source: RefSeq, a predicted model, not a curated record
CUGAGGGCUGCGGGAGGUGCUCCUCUGAGGGGCUGAGAGGGGAAUUCCGCCCUAAUCGUGGAGACGCGGGGAGCGGCGCUCGUAGCGUGCCGGAAUACAGGUUGUGGAAGUUCAGGGCUGACCCCGGAGUUCUAGCUGAAGUCCCUCUUGCUUUGAGAAGCACAAUGACUGCUCAGUCUUGAGAACAGAGCACAGAAGGUCUGCCAGCACACUCUUCCCAAGGCUGUGGGUGGCUCCAGGCUGCUGCGUCCCGAGGCUUUCUCCUGCGGAGGUCUCUGACCCCUUCCUACAGCAGUGCCAGACUUCCAGGUUUAGCAAGCAAGGCUAGAAUUGGAAGCAAGAUGACAGCUAAAGAGGUGUGACGAGGCUUCUCUUGCUAUAUUUGCACUUACUCGGAAGGUUCCCGCACAGCGUGCGUGCUGAAGAUGGUGCAGAAAUACCAGUCCCCAGUUCGAGUCUACAAAUACCCUUUUGAGCUCGUCAUGGCAGCAUACGAAAAGCGCUUUCCUACGUGCCCAGAGAUCCCGGUCUUCCUAGGAAGUGAAAUCCUGCAUGAAUCCAAAAGCGAUGAUGGAGCAAUCCAUAUCAUUGAACGGAGCUGCAAAUUGAAUGUGGAUGCUCCUAGGUUGCUAAAGAAGAUUGCAGGGGUAGAGUAUGUUUUCUUCAUACAGAAAAACACAGUGAACUGGAAGGAGCGAACUCUCCGCAUCGAAGCCCACAAUGAGACUUUUGCCAACCGUGUGGUCGUCCUUGAGACAUGCAGCUACUCAGUUCACCCUGAGAACGAGGAGUGGACGUGCUUUGAACAGUCUGCAUCUCUCGACAUCAAGUCGUUUUUUGGCUUCGAAAGCACGGUGGAAAAGAUUGCCAUGAAGCAGUACACGUCAAACAUCAAACGGGGCAAGGAAGUUAUUGAGCACUACCUGAAGGAGCUGAUCUCCCAAGGAAUCACGUUCAUCCCUCGUUGGACACCUCCUGUGGCACAGGGACAGAAGGCAGAACAAGCCCCAGCAGCCAGCCACGACACCAGUGAUGCAGCCCUCGAGGCUGGGGCUCAUGGAGCUACCAAAGAGCAAACGGGCAGCUCCUGCCCCCCAGCAGAGCCCGUCAGCCCUGAUGCUGACAAAUUGGAUGCUGAUUACAUUGAGCGAUACCUGGGCCAGCUGACUCCAAUGCAAGAGAGCUGCUUGAUCCGACUUCGGCAGUGGCUUCAGGAAACCCACAAAGGCAAGAUCCCCAAAGAUGAACACAUCCUUCGAUUCCUGCGGGCUCGUGACUUCAACAUUGACAAAGCUCGGGAGAUGCUCUGCCAGUCUCUGUCCUGGAGAAAGCAGUACCAGGUGGAUUACAUCCUCCAGUCCUGGAGGCCCCCAGCCCUGCUAGAUGAGUACUACACCGGAGGAUGGCAUUAUCAAGACAGAGAUGGGCGACCACUCUACAUCCUUCGUCUUGGCCAGAUGGACACAAAAGGUUUGGUGAAAGCCCUGGGAGAAGAGUCACUGCUGCGACACGUUCUGUCAAUUAACGAAGAAGGACAAAAGAGAUGUGAGGAGAAUACCAACCUCUUUGGACGCCCCAUCACAUCCUGGACGUGUCUGGUGGACUUGGAAGGGCUGAAUAUGCGGCACCUCUGGCGGCCUGGAGUCAAGGCCCUACUUCGGAUUAUUGAGGUUGUAGAGGACAACUACCCUGAAACUCUGGGACGACUGCUGAUAGUGCGAGCACCCAGAGUUUUUCCUGUGCUUUGGACUCUGGUCAGUCCAUUUAUUAACGAGAACACAAGGCAGAAGUUCCUUAUUUACAGUGGGAACAACUACCAGGGUCCAGGAGGGCUGGUAGACUAUGUAGACAAGGAGGUGAUCCCAGACUUCCUAGGAGGAGACUGCAUGUGUACUGUUCCAGAGGGUGGGCUCGUUCCCAAGUCACUUUAUCAAACGGAUGAAGAGCCAGAGAAUGCAGAUCACAUCCGUCUAUGGACAGAAACUAUCUAUCAUUCUGCAAGUGUCCUCAGAGGAGCUCCACACGAGAUAGUUGUGGAGAUUUUGGAAGGGGAGUCUGUGAUCACCUGGGACUUCGAUAUCCUGAAGGGAGAUGUGGUGUUCAGCCUCUUCCACUCAAAAAGAGCUCCAGAAACAAGUCAUAAAGAAGCCACGUUACCAAGUACCUCUGCUGCUGGGGACAACGUGCAGCUGAUUGAUAAGACGUGGGUCCUUGGUGUAGAUUACAGCCGUGUGGAAUCUCCACUGGUUUGCAGGGAAGGAGAGAGCAUCCAGGGAUCCCAUGUGACUCGCUGGCCCGGCUUCUACAUUCUCCAGUGGAAAAUGCAUGGUCCCCUGCCCUGCUCUGGCACCAGCCUCCCUCGGGUGGAUGAUGUUCUUGCCUCUCUGCAAGUUUCCAGUCACAAGUGCAAGCUAAUUUACUACUACGAGGUGCUUGCAUCCAAGGACUUCAGGGGAUCCAUGUCAAGCCUGGAAUCUUGCAACAGCGGAUUUUCCCAGCUGAGUGGAGCCACGACAUCUUCCAGCCAGUCCCAGAGCAGCUCCCAUCUCUCCAGAUAGCAGGGCUGAUGCUGCAGCACAAGGAAACGUUGCUCAGGGCUUCCUGGCCGCCCCGGAGCUGCUCUGUGCACAAACCAAAGAACCUGCAGGGCUGAGCAGUGGGGCUGGCACUGUGUGACUGCAGGCAGCAGCCACUGCGCAAUGAGGAGCUUCUGUUCCCAGCAGGGGACUCAGUGCUGAAACAGCAGGUGUAGUUUUCUAUCAGAUGCCUACUUCUCAGUAGAAUAUUUCUUAAAUGGUGUUUUUGGAUGAAUGUCAAUUUGCAUGAAUUUGUGUAUUACUCAACUCUCAAGGGCUCCUUCCAAUCAGUCCUUUUCCCUCGCGUGGUAGAGGAGACUGAUGUUGCCUUAUCUGAUUGGUCUGUAGGACUAGAUUAUUCACCUGUAGCAAAAUUAAUCUCGUUUUCUGGGUGCCCAGGGUACCAAUUGCUUGUCAGAAGGUAAAGUGGGCAUUUCAGGUGCAGGGACUUGAAGCAAACUGUAAAUACUUCAAUAUGGGUAUUUUAGAGAUUAGAUCCAGGUCAAACCUAAAACCUCUUCCUAUCUGACAGGAUGCUAUUAGGAAAUGUGUUGGAUUUUUUUUUAACCCACCGAGACACAAAAAUCAAAACUGUUCUCUAGAAAGUAG